Trichechus manatus latirostris (Florida manatee) is the source of this 4322-nucleotide messenger RNA. It is a transcript of the gene FOXN2, whose product is annotated as forkhead box N2. Lineage: Eukaryota; Metazoa; Chordata; Mammalia; Sirenia; Trichechidae. The coding region runs from base 226 to 1545 and encodes 439 amino acids. The transcript is spliced from 6 exons. Gene Ontology annotation, biological process: regulation of DNA-templated transcription. Gene Ontology annotation, cellular component: nucleus. Gene Ontology annotation, molecular function: cis-regulatory region sequence-specific DNA binding; DNA-binding transcription factor activity. The record is from RefSeq and is a predicted model, not a curated record.
CUUAACAGACUACCGGUAGUGUAAACAUAACUUUCAUAUGCACUAGGAAACCAAAAAAACUCAUGUGACUUGCUUUAUUGUGAUAUUUGCUUUAUUGCAGUGGUCUGGAACCGAACCGGAAAUAUCAACAGGGUGUGCCUGUAAUCAGAAAGCUUAAUGGAAAAUUAUCUUGCUGUUUAGAAGAACAAAAAGAUUUAAAUAAUUUUUAGAAGAAUUGUAAAGUAAAUGGGUCCAGUAAUUGGAAUGACACCAGAUAAAAGAGCUGAAACCCCAGGAGCUGAAAAGUUUGCAGGGUUAAGCCAGAUUUACAAAAUGGGAAGCUUACCUGAAGCUGUGGAUGCUGCCAGGCCAAAGGCCACCCUAGUGGACAGUGAGUCAGCAGAUGAUGAACUCACAAACUUGAACUGGCUUCAUGAAAGUACUAAUCUUCUUACCAACUUCAGCCUUGGAAGUGAGGGUCUUCCUAUUGUUAGUCCAUUGUAUGACAUAGAAGGAGAUGAUGUGCCACCUUUCGGACCGUCAUGCUACCAGGACCCAGAAAAAAAAUCAGCAACUUCAAAGCCCCCUUACUCCUUUAGUCUUCUCAUUUAUAUGGCUAUUGAACACUCUCCAAAUAAAUGUUUGCCCGUCAAAGAAAUUUAUAGCUGGAUUCUGGACCGCUUCCCAUAUUUUGCUACUGCGCCAACAGGCUGGAAGAAUUCUGUUCGUCAUAAUCUGUCCCUGAAUAAAUGUUUUCAGAAAGUGGAAAGAAGCCAUGGCAAGGUUAAUGGAAAAGGUUCUUUAUGGUGCGUUGAUCCAGAAUAUAAACCCAAUCUUAUGCAGGCACUGAAGAAGCAACCCUUUUCCUCAGCAUUAACAUUUUACACCCCUCCUGCCUCUCCACAAAGUGGCUCUUUAUCACCUCACUACUUAACCUCUGUACUAAAGCAGAACCAAGUACGUACUCUCAAAGAAUCUGAUAUUGAUGCUGCCACUGCAAUGAUGCUUUUAAAUACUUCUCUAGAACAAGGAAUUUUAGAAUGUGAGAAACCUCUUCCUCUUAAAACAGCACUGCAAAAAAAGAGGAGUUACAGCAAUGCAUUUAGCCAUCCCGGUGCUGUGCGUUUACAAGAGAGUGACUCUCUAGCCACCAGCACUGAUCCCAAGGAGGAUCACAAUUACAGCGCGAGCAGCAUGGCCACGCAGCGCUGUGCAUCCAGGUCCAGUGUGUCUUCCCUGUCUUCUGUGGAUGAGCUGUAUGAAUUUAUCCCAAAGAGUGGCCAUGUGGGCAGUGACGGCAGCGAAGGGUUUCAGAGUGAGGAAGAUACAGACGUUGAUUAUGAAGAUGACCCUCUUGGAGACAGUGGCUAUGCAUCACAGGCCUGUGCAGAUACCGCUGGGAAAGGACGGCCAGGCAAAAAGAGGAGGAAGCAGCCGUGUCCGGAAAUUGAUGAGGAGCUCAAAGAGGCAGCUGGGUCUCUGCUCCACCUCGCUGGAAUUCGCACAUGUCUGGGUUCCCUAAUAAGUACUGUUAAGACACAAAAUCAAAAGCAGCGGAAGAAAUAGAAAUCCUUAUUAGUGUGAAAUUAUUUUGAAGUGUGGCAAUACUCUUCUACUUUAUUCUUUACAAGGGAUUUCAAAGCCAUAAUGGACGUCUUUAGUUUCAGGGUGGGAGGGGUGCUGAUUACUUAUUUCCUUCAAAACAUUAAUGUUUUAUUUUAUUUUUUUAUUUUUGUUAAAUAAUUGCUGUUAGGAUCAUGCCCAAUCAUAAAUAUAUGAUGUGAAGUUCUAAAAGGAUAAUUGUUGUGAUAAGUGUCUCCAAGAUUUGGAAAUUUUUAUAAUGAAAUACCCCACAUCUAUCUCAAAAUUAGAGGAAAAAUCUUUCCUUCUGCUAAUAUGUCAAAAUGUAAGAAUUUGCAACUUUGUUUUUUUUUUUUUCCAUUUUCAGUCUGUAAUUAACUGUAAUUACUGAUUUUGCUAAAAAUUUUGCUGAUGUCUUUCUCACAUAUUCCUCCCCUGACACAAGGAUAAGAUUUGGAUGUUUUAUUUUGUCUUAGUUUUUGUUUUUAAUUUUUUUUUUUUUUUUGAGGCAUGAACAAAGUCAAAUAUAAAUUGGAAAAGAUCCUAGAUGUCUAGUAAGUUCCUUUUUGUUACAUAGGUAGAGAAUACAGGAAAGAGUUCAAAGAUUUAGAAAUUACAAUUUUGUGGUAUAAUUUUCAUCUGAGAACACUCCAAUUCCUAUUACAAUGUUAUCUGUGAAUUUUUUUUACUUUGCAGACACGUCAUAGCAUUUAUUGGGUCCCUUUGCUGUUUCCCAGAGUGCUUUGCAAACAUUGCUUAAGUCUUAGUCGCUAGCUGUCUUCGUUGAGUAGAAACUACAAUCCAAGGAGAAGAUAGAGCCAUAGAGUGUGUUAUGGAUUCACACCCAUGUUGAUACACUUUUGCAGUAAGAAGAUCUUUCAUUCGCUUGUUAAACGUUCUGAAUUCUGAGAAUCUUGUAAUAGGAAUGGAGUAUAAUCUAAAACAAACACUUAAAUGCUUAUUACUUUGUCGUCAUUAAGGUAGGUCAUUUAGGAAAAAACUUCUGUGCAAGCUUUGUAUGAAUUAAAUUUGUAUGUAUACCUAACUACAAAGGAUUUAACAAAACUAGAGAGAAAAAUAUCCUCAUGGAUUUUAAAAUUUGUAUAAAAUGAAAUCUUACACAAUACACCCUUUUGGGGAGGCAGUGUACACCUAUAUGUGCCAUUAAUCCUUGCUAAAAGAGUUUAUACUGCUGUUCCAAAAGUGCAUCGACCAUGGUGUUUUAAGUAUUUGAAGAAAUCUGCUUGUAUGAGAUGUUUUGUUCAUAAUGUCAUUUGCAUAGUUUUAACUAUAUUAUUCAGAAAGAACAAAGGAUGGUAGUACAAUUGAACUUAUUUGUCAUAUUUUUUUUUAGAAUGUUUGAAAAAAGGUUUUUAAAAAUUCAGUCUUAACUCAUGCUACACUCUGUUUCAUAUACAAUGACGUUUUUAUUUUUCUGAUAAUUUCCUGUAUCAGUAUACACAUACACAAACGUCACGCUCAUGAUGUUGGUUUGCAGCUUUCUGCUUUUCUAAGACGAUAAAGCAUUUUCUUGAGAUUUUUUUUAAGCAACAAAUACUUCUAUUUUAACUUAAAUUUUAUUUGGGCAAAACUGUCAAACAAGAAACUUGAUUAAAAAAAACAAAUAUCUUUUUCAGUUAACAAGACUUUAAGCCGGGGGAACGACAGUAAGGUCUCUGUUUUGUUUCCAUGUUAGUUUUACUGACCCUAGAUAGCCACGUUAAUAGAACCAAUGCUUUUGAAGUAUAGUAAUUUUGCAAUUCAUUGAUAAUGAAAAAUAGUCCUUAAGCAUGCAGGAUGAUGUGUUUGGACUUCGGUUCUUAAUAUAUGUCCCAUCUACUACAGAAAAUGGCUAGCCCAAAUUCACACCUUUUACUGUAGGCAGUAAAUUUAACAAUAAAGAAGUGCUUUUACCACAGUAGAGAUAGUCAACAUGUUAUAAAAAUCAUUUUAAUAACACAGUGUUUCAGCACACAUUUAUAAGCUGCUUACCAUGGCCCUAUGGAUAGACCUUAGUAACAGUGUUUCAGUGAUCUGGUUUCAGUUUAUUUUGUUCUAUGGAAAUUCUGUGCCACCUGUGUUCUCCCUGGCUCCUGUCUAUUAGACCAUUACUCUUUAUAAGCAAAGGAAAAUGACCUGAGAUGAAAAUGGGGGAGAGUUGUUCUCAGUUGGCGCAGGCAUCUUCAGAAUUAUUUUGUCUUAAUGUAAGUAGCAGUAACUCUUUAAAUGCCUUCAUUUUCUCUCCCUGAUUUGUACUCUUCCUACAGAUAAAAACGUUUGAAGUUACGUUUAUCACUAGCAAGAAGAUAAACACUUGUGUGCUAAAAGCUAGCAGGGAGAAGUUCCAGGAUAUUUUGCACUUAAUUUUUGCACAGAAUUCAGUGCAUAGCCUUCCAUUUGCUAAUAUACCAAGGCAGUUAUUUUCAAGGGAAGAAACCUUUUUAAUUACACAGUCCUCAUCUCCCCUAUUGUGACUUCCGUAGAGAUUAUGAUCCCAUUGCUCAGGUGUGUUGACAGAGAAGCAUGGCUAAUAGCUACCCAGUUAAGGAGAGUCACUGCAAAUCCUGUGGACUGGAAAUUGUAUUUCCAAUAAUAGUAACAAAUUUUCGUAUAAUAAAAACGACUUGGCCACUCUGGAGAGGUCACAUAUAUGGGGAUGUCCUGACAUAUUUUAAAACUGUGGCUGAACAUAUAAUUUUGCCUUACAUCAAAAUGUAAAUUGUAAAAAAAAAAAAAAAAUUUGUGUUGCAACCAAUUCCAGU